AUGGCAGAGUCACAGCAGGACACUAUCAGGGCCGCAGCCGUGAACCGGAGGCACAGCGUCGACGGGACCUUUAACCUCAGACCUGCAGACUGCUUCCACCCGUACCGCCGGCAGUUCAGCGACGGGGCCGUGGUGGCGGCAGGCCGCCCGCAGCCGUGCUCGCCCUCGUUCGGCAGUCUGCAGGAGGUGUGCAGCUCUGAGGCCCAGUCGCACGGGGACGGCGUUCCGCUGCCCUGGGAGCAGUACAGAGGCAGCUUUCAGAGUUCGUACUCAGAGCUUCCAGCAGCAGCAGCAGAGCCUUCAUGCUUCCUGUCUCAGAGUUAUUCAUCCUACAGCUUUUCAUACCCUCUGCAGCAGGUCUCGUCCAGACUCUACCCUCUAAAUGGCUCCAACAGCUCAAAAUAUCCCCUGCAAAGUAUGUCCAGCCCCCCACAUCAGGAGGGCACCGCUCCGCCCAACUUCCCCAAGCCCAUCUACUCCUACAGCAUCUUGAUAUUCAUGGCUUUGAAGAACAGUAAAACAGGAAGUCUUCCCGUCAGUGAGAUCUACAGCUUCAUGACUGAACACUUCCCUUAUUUCAAGACGGCUCCCGAUGGAUGGAAGAACUCUGUGCGACACAAUCUGUCCCUGAAUAAGUGCUUUGAGAAAGUGGAGAACAAAAGCGGCAGCUCCUCUCGUAAAGGCUGCCUGUGGGCCCUCAACCCCGCCAAGGUGGAGAAGAUGCAGGAGGAGCUGCACAAGUGGCGUCGCAAAGACCCCGUCACCAUGCGCAGGAGCAUGGCCAGGCCAGAGGACCUCGAUCGUCUGCUGGGAGAGAGAAGAGACAAGCUCAAGCCGUUGCCGCCGUACCCCAGUCCAGCUUUGCUGUCCAGAGUGGCCCCUUUCUACAGCGACUCCCUUUCGUCUUGCUCCCCGGCUCACCUCCGACCGGCGAGUUCGCCCAUUCAGCGUUCACAGUACGCGCACGUUCAGCCCCCGCAGCCCUGCUACUUGCCCCCCGCCGCUGCCGCUCACCUCGCCAACUCUUUCUCCACGUACCCGCCGUGUGGGCAGCAGCCCGCCGCCACUGGAAGUCUGAACUCGCCCCUGGCCGGGAAGAUGGCCGCUCCGCAGGGGGACUUCAGCGUCGGCCCCAGGAGCAUGCAGGACUUACUAAUAGAGGGAGACACCAGUUACGACAUUGACACGCUCAACCCCUCAUUGACAGACCUGCAGCUGCAAGGUCACUUGUGGGAGGAGCUGAGGGACGACAGCCUGGACCCGGGCUCGGAACAGAACAUUCCCCCGACCACCACCACGGCCUCGUCCGGGACCUCCGCCCUGCAGGAACACUUCAUCCAGACCCGCUGCCUGCAGGCGGCUCCGCCGGUGAGCCAGGCGUCGGCCGUGACCCCGGCCGUGACCCCGGCCGUGACCCCGGCCGUGACCCCGGCCGUGACCCCGGCCGGCCGCUGUCGAGCCGAGUGCGAGGACAGGGAGUCGGGUAUGGAGCAGCACGGCUGCCUGAGCGGACUGCACCCUGUGGUUUAUUCCGGGGUGGAGAGCCUGGCGGGGUACCUGACCUCCUGCACCACGCCCAUCUCCCUGAUGUAA
Molecule: messenger RNA, 1593 nt
Organism: Salarias fasciatus (jewelled blenny)
Lineage: Eukaryota; Metazoa; Chordata; Actinopteri; Blenniiformes; Blenniidae
Gene: foxn1
Product: forkhead box N1
Exons: 8
Coding region: 1-1593 (530 amino acids)
Biological process (GO): regulation of transcription by RNA polymerase II
Molecular function (GO): transcription cis-regulatory region binding; DNA-binding transcription factor activity, RNA polymerase II-specific
Source: RefSeq, a predicted model, not a curated record